UGCGAUUAAGUACUUAAUUCAGUGAGUGAGACAUUAGUGUGCAUGCCAUUGUGAUUUGUGAGAGCUAGCUAGCUCGGAAUAAAGAACGCGGUUUCUGUGGGUAGCAGAUGGGGAGAGUGCACCCUUGCUGCUCGGAGGAGACGAAGAAGCUGAGGAAAGGGCUGUGGUCACCGGAGGAGGACGAAAGGCUCGCCUCCCACAUCGCCUGCUUCGGUGUCAGCUGCUGGAGCUCCAUCCCCGAACUUGCAGGCUUGCAGAGGUGCGGCAAGAGCUGCCGGCUGCGGUGGAUGAACUACCUGCGGCCGGACCUCAAGCGCGGCCGCUUCUCGCAGCGGGAAGAAGAACUCAUCGUGGCUCUCCACAGAGCCCUUGGCAAUAGCUGGUCCCAGAUCGCUGCGAGGCUGCCCGGGAGGUCGGACAAUGAGAUCAAGAACUUCUGGAACGCGCAGCUGCGCAAGAAGCUCCGGAAAAAGGAGGCGUCCACGGCCGGGAGCAAAGACACCGCCGCGAGCAGCAACCGCCGCCGUGGCGAGGACGACCAGAUAAAGGCGGCGCCGACGGUGUUCAACCCGUUCUCGGCUCGUGACGACCAGUCGCACCAUGCCGGCCACGUCGCCGGUGCUGAUGCCGGAAGCAGCUGCCACGAAUCCUCCGCUGCCGGCAGCGCCGCCGUCGAUGCAGCCGCGGCGACAGGUGGUGGCGCGGUCCUUGCGGACACUAACCGGAAUGCGGUUGCUGCCGAGUCGGUGACGCCGUCGCCGACGAGCACGAGCACGGAGGCGUGGGGCAGCGACGACGGGCUCUUGAGGGCGAUGGUCGACGACACCUGCUGCUUCCUCCUCGGGGACUUGUACGACCAUGAAGGACUGAUCAGCUUCGGGGAAGGCCAUGUGUUCAGUUGAUUCUUCAAUCGGGUUCUUGUUUUUGCCAUGAUCGAUUCCAUUUGUUCGGGACAAUACAAUUUACAAGACGACUCUUGUGUAGCGUCUGUCAAAUGAAAUGUGCAAAUCAAAUGGAACAAAUAGAUAAAUCUGUACUUUUAUUAUGUUACUAUGUUUGUCGGGAUUGUUGUUGAAUACAUCUACACGAGAGUUUACACAUACGACUUAAAGUUGUAUUAGCAGACAUAUGAUAGGGUUAAUAUUAGAUUUUUAAUCUAGUCUCCUCAUAAAUAUAAGAGGACUAUUGUUGUAACCGUCGCAACGAUAUAGAGACGGGCUUGCAUGGGUUGCCAA
Messenger RNA from Phragmites australis (common reed), 1235 nucleotides. Its product is annotated as transcription factor MYB61-like. Lineage: Eukaryota; Viridiplantae; Streptophyta; Magnoliopsida; Poales; Poaceae. The coding region runs from base 108 to 902 and encodes 264 amino acids. The record is from RefSeq and is a predicted model, not a curated record. Gene Ontology annotation, biological process: regulation of stomatal movement. The transcript has 3 exons.